AUGAAGAUUUUCCUGAUUUGGACCUUCUUCUCAGGUGGCUGGUCAGUGACAGGCCCUGCACAGGUGAGAGGCAAGCUGGGUGGGUCAGUGGAGGUGUCCUGCAGCUACAAGCCACGCUACGAGCACAACCCCAAGUACUGGUGCCGCCAGGACUCCCUCUGGAUGUGCCACCGCGUUGCCCAAACCGACGGCUCAGAGGUGACGGUGACACAGGGCAGGGUGUCCAUUAGGGACAAACACGCAGCACACUCGUUCACGGUGGUGCUGAGCAACAUGACCCUGGAGGACACUGGCUGGUACUUCUGUGGGGUGGAGAGGAGGCUGUGGUUCGACAUGCGGCACAGCACUGAGGUGAUGGUCUCUCCAGCUGUUUCAAUCACAUCUGAGGGCAGCAACAUGAGCCUGUUACCCACCGACGGCCACUCUGAGAAGGCUCCAGUGCUGUCCCCGCUCGAUGUCACCUACCUGCUGCUCCUGCUCGGUGUGAAGGUGGCUGUGGUGCUGGUCCUGGCGUGUGGGGCUGUCUGUGUUCUGUGUCUGCUGAAACCCUGCCAAAAGCCUCCUCCUUACAUCUGCUUGUGUCCCACGGGGUGGAAUGGCACCAGUAGCAUGGCCACCUCCAUCCCCCCUUGA
Molecule: messenger RNA, 633 nt
Organism: Chaetura pelagica (chimney swift)
Lineage: Eukaryota; Metazoa; Chordata; Aves; Apodiformes; Apodidae
Product: CMRF35-like molecule 7
Exons: 5
Coding region: 1-633 (210 amino acids)
Cellular component (GO): plasma membrane
Molecular function (GO): transmembrane signaling receptor activity
Source: RefSeq, a predicted model, not a curated record